This is a messenger RNA of Rhododendron vialii, 1444 nucleotides long. Its product is annotated as probable receptor-like protein kinase At5g20050. Lineage: Eukaryota; Viridiplantae; Streptophyta; Magnoliopsida; Ericales; Ericaceae. The record is from RefSeq and is a predicted model, not a curated record. The coding region runs from base 31 to 1428 and encodes 465 amino acids. Gene Ontology annotation, molecular function: protein kinase activity; ATP binding. The transcript has a single exon. Gene Ontology annotation, biological process: protein phosphorylation.
UCCCCUUCAUACUUGAGAGACGGACCAUCAAUGAAACUCUUCAUGGAGGACAAGAAAGCAAAAGCCAUCGCCGCUUCCCUGAUCAUCGCCUUCACCACCGUCAUAAUCGUCGCCCGAGUCUCCCUCGGUCCCUCCAACACUUUCUACUUCAUCACCGGAGCUUUUGCGGCCGCAAUCAUCGCCGUAAUCGUAUUCUUCCUGCUCCAGGACCGGCUCAACAGCCGGAGAAGACUCCUCGAAACCCAAAUGGUUUCCGAGUCGCUCGAGCUCCGGAUCGAGUACAGCUUCAUGCGAAAGGUCGCCGGGGUUCCGACGAAAUUCCAGCACAGGGAAAUCGAGGUGGCGACGGACGGGUUCCAGACUUUGGUGGGGAAAGGAGCGUCCGGUUCGGUAUUCAAGGGAAUCCUAAACGACGGGACUCCAGUCGCCGUGAAACGAAUCACGAGCGAACAGAGAGGCGAAAAGGAGUUUAGGUCCGAGGUGGCGGCCAUAGCUGGUGUCCAUCACGUGAACCUGGUCCGCCUCCUCGGAUAUUGUUGUGUCCCCAUGGGCCCACGGUUCUUGGUUUACAAUUUCAUACCCAAUGGAUCGUUAAAUAACUGGAUUUUCCCUCCUAAGGAAGAAAAGAAAAUUCCCUCGGAAGGGAAAAUCCAGCAUGCUGGUGGGUGUUUGGAAUGGAGUUCAAGGGUUCGAGUCGCGGUUGACGUGGCGAAGGCUCUUUCUUACCUGCACCACGAUUGUCGAUCGACGAUCUUACACCUUGAUGUCAAGCCUGAAAACAUUCUACUCGAUGAGAAUCACCGCGGUUUUCUCUCGGAUUUCGGAGUGUCCAAGCUCAUGGGAAAAGAUGUGAGCAGAGUUGUGACGAUGACUCGCGGGACUAAAGGGUACUUAGCCCCAGAAUGGAUAUUACAACAAGGCAUUUCGGAAAAAUGCGAUGUGUUUAGCUACGGAAUCGUGCUUCUGGAGAUGGUUGGCGGCAAGAGAAGUUGUAGAAUCAGCAAGGAGAACGGUACCGACAAGUCGAGGGGAAAGUUUCGGUACUUUCCGAAGAUCGUAAGUGAGCGAUUGAGGGAAGGGAGGGUGAUGGAAAUUGUGGACAAGAGGGUAUUAGAAAGACGAGGCAUCGACGAGAGAGAGGUGAAGAGGUUGGUUUGUGUUGGGUUGUGGUGUAUACAUGAGAAGCCUAGGAUGAGGCCAAGUAUGGCCCAGGUGGUGGAGAUGCUGGAGGGGCGGGCGGAGGUGGCGGAGCCGUCGGAGACCAGAAUGAUGAUGGUUAAUCUAUUGUCGUACGACGAGGAGAUAAGUUCAGGUCAGGAUAGCAACGGGAACGUUGCGUCGCCGGUAAUUGAUCAAGGGGAUGAUAAUAAUAAUGUUCAUUCUUCUGCGUCUCACUCUAUUUACUUGUCAGGUUUGUCGGGAAGAUAAAUUGUGGCCCGAUAGA